GCCGCCGAGAAAGGCCAUGAAGGUAUCGUCAAGCUGCUGCUUGACACAGGCAAGGCUGAGUUUGACUCGAAGGGUUGGAACGGACAGACGCUGCUAUCGUGGGCGGCAUCGAGUGGGAACAAGGAAGUGGUCAAGCUACUGCUCGAGACAAGCAAGGUCCACGUUGGUUCAAAGGAUAUAACCAACGGACGGACGCAGCUAUUGUGGGCAGCAGAGAAGGGGCAUGAGGUAGGAGCAAGGCGGCGGUUAAGCUGCUGGGGGGAGGCAGGCAAGUUAGAUGCUGAUUCGAAGGAUGAGUACGGACGGGUGCCGCUAUCGCAGGUGGCAGCCAACCGGCAACAGGCAGUAGUCAAGCCGCUAUUUGACACAGGCAAGGUGGAAGUCAACUUUAAGGACAAGGCCGGACGGACGCCGCUGUCGUGGGUGGCACCGAGAGGGCACGAGGUAGUCGUCAAUCUGCUGCAGUCGCACAUUAAUCUCUCUGGCUAA
Lindgomyces ingoldianus is the source of this 489-nucleotide messenger RNA. Its product is annotated as ankyrin. The transcript is spliced from 2 exons. Gene Ontology annotation, molecular function: protein binding. The record is from RefSeq and is a predicted model, not a curated record. The annotation marks the transcript as partial. NCBI's taxonomy places the organism in Eukaryota, Fungi, Ascomycota, Dothideomycetes, Pleosporales, Lindgomycetaceae.